CCCCUGCUGAAUGUUGAUUUCGCCAGCCCUCUAACCGCAUACGGCAUUCUUAUGUUUUUUGUCUGGAAAAACAUCAACAUGAUUCUGCCGCCGGCUGUCUUCUCACUGGUGCUGCUGGAGAUGCGCACUAAAGCGCCGGGUGCCAAGACCUUUCCGCAGAUCGUUCGAGGUCGUUUCGGAAAUCUGGCCCACAUCGUCACCACCGGCAUGUUCCUCAUCACCUCCUUCGCCAACGUCUUCGUCAUUAUCACCGGUGAGUUCCUGGACGCGGUGUGUGCUCAGCUCCUUUUGCAGAAUCUAGGAAAUUCUUACAUGUAG
Messenger RNA from Dibothriocephalus latus, 318 nucleotides. The record is from the annotation of a GenBank genome assembly. Lineage: Eukaryota; Metazoa; Platyhelminthes; Cestoda; Diphyllobothriidea; Diphyllobothriidae.